Molecule: messenger RNA, 4569 nt
Organism: Monodelphis domestica (gray short-tailed opossum)
Lineage: Eukaryota; Metazoa; Chordata; Mammalia; Didelphimorphia; Didelphidae
Gene: DACT1
Product: dishevelled binding antagonist of beta catenin 1
Biological process (GO): regulation of Wnt signaling pathway, planar cell polarity pathway; negative regulation of canonical Wnt signaling pathway; negative regulation of JNK cascade
Cellular component (GO): cytoplasm
Source: RefSeq, a predicted model, not a curated record
GGGAAGGCCCAGUGACUAGAACUAGGCGCUGAACGAAAAUAGAAAAGGGUGAGCCUGACAGGAGAGGAAAGAUAAAGCAAGAGUGAGAAAUAGACAGGGGGGCAGGACCAAAGAAGGAGGAUGUGGGACUGAGGGUUUGCAGAGCUGCAAAGCUGUGUGUGACGUUGUGCCGAACAGCAUUAUCAGCAGAGGAUCCUGGCUGGGAGGAGACCUGGCAGAGUCAGAGGAGGGGGCUGCAGCCCCAGGACGGAUGGGUGGUUGUGCUCAAGGUUGGCUGGCUAGACUCUGCUCCUCUGUUGCCGUCCUGGGAGGCUGAAGCUGAAGAUACCCGGACUGUGGCGAGGGUGGAAUUUCCCUCCUCUUGCCUGGGGUCCCCCCAGCUCAGUCCAGCAUGACCCCCUCGCCCCGCCUUCUAGCCCACCAGCAGUAGCUAGAGCAGAGGAGCAAUUGAUUUCUGUUCCCCUGCACAGGGUGUAUUGGGGAACUUCGCCUCCACCUGCGGAACUGCUCCAGAGGGGUGAGGGGCGCGCACGCCUCUCAUAGUCGGAUGAGGGAUUGGGAAGAGGGAGAAGGACAUGAAACCCAGUCCAGCCGUGACCGCGAAAGAACCGGAGCCACAGACGCCCCGGGGAGAGCAGCGGGCGGUGGAGCCCGAGGGGCGCUGGAGGGACAAGGGCGAGGCAGACACUGAGCGACAGCGCACCCGGGAACGGCUAGAGGCCACGCUGGCCGGUCUGGCGGAGCUGGAGUUCCUACGGCAGCGGCAAGAGCUGCUAGUCCGCAGUGUUCUCAGAAGUCCGGGGAUCGGAGCCGGGGCCGGAGCCGGGGGCGUGGCGCCGACUCGGGCUGGGGAGCUGCCGGCGCCGGGAGAAACCUCCCAGCGCAGUCGCUUGGAGGAGAAGUACUUGGAGGAGAACAUCUUGCUGCUGAGGCAGCAGUUGAACUGUUUGAGAAGGAGGGAUGCUGGUCUAUUAAACCAGUUGCAAGAACUAGACAAGCAGAUAAGUGAUUUAAGGUUGGAUGUUGAAAAAACAUCAGAAGAACACCUGGAGACAGAUAGCCGUCCUAGUUCAGGGUUUUAUGAGCUGAGUGAUGGGGCCUCGGGAUCACUUUCCAAUUCCUCUAAUUCCGUCUUCUGUGAGUGUUUAUCCAGUUGCCAUUCCAGCACCUGCUUUUGUAGCCCCUUGGAAACAUCCUUGAGUAUCUCAGAUGGACACCCCAAAUCUACAGAUCUCAUAGGAUGGUUGGAACACAAAGAAGGCCAAUAUGAAGACCAGGCAUCAGGUGAUGUUUGCCGUUCACUCACUAUACCACAGUCUAAUUCCCUUGAUGUCAUUGCAGAAGUGAAUCCGAAGUAUCAAUGUGAUUUGGUAUCUAAAAAUGGAAACGAUAUCUAUCGCUAUCCAAGCCCGCUUCAUGCUGUAGCUGUACAGAGCCCGAUGUUUCUUCUUUCCAUGACCAACAACCCCGUGAAAGAGGAGGAACAAAUUGGUAGCAGUGCUAAUGAGGCUUGCAUUGGCUCAGAACUAGAUUCUGUCAAAUCAGAUAAUUCUUCCCUUCCACAAAGCAACUCCACGUCAGUGUCCUAUCCCGCAUCCAAUAAGAAAAUAGAUGGUUAUAUCUUGAGUCUAGUGCAGAAAAAAACACAUCCUGUUAGGACUAAUAAGCUGCGGACAAGCGUGAAUGCUGACCCCACGAAGGGUAUUCUGAGGCACGGGAGCGUUUGUGUCAGAGCGACUGGCGGAGUUACACACAGCAACAGUGUUAACCUUAAGAAUUCUAAACAAGCCUGUUUGCAUUCUGGUGGAACAACCUCUUUGGAGAAUGGCACUUUUCCCCCACUGAAGCAGUGGUUGAAAGAAUCAAAGGGAGAACAGCUGGAAAGCCGGAGGAUGCCUGUGACUGUGGGCUGCCUGCCAAAUGCAGCCACUGAGCAUCAAAGCAAGCACCUGCCAAAAAAUGUCAAGCCAGGCUCCCAGGAGUUUGCGUGGUGCCCCGUUUCUGGGGCAGGGGAUUCCCCUAAAGAAAGUGGUCAGCUCUUUACUGCCUCUCCGAAAGAGAGUCCUGGCCGAGACCCAGCUCUCCAACAGGAGAACAAAGUUGUACAGCCACUGAAAAAGAUGUCACAGAAAUCCAGCUCCCAGGCGGCUCUGCCCGCAAUUCCCCCUGCAGUGCCUCCUCCGCCCCUGCCUUCCUCCCAGCCUAUUGAAGAAAGACCCGCUUUAGAUUUCAAGAGCGAGGGCUCUUCUUCCCAGAGCUUGGAGGAUGGACUUCUGGUCAAUGCUCAGUUUAUUCCAGGGCAGCAGCAGAGUAGUAAGUUACAGAGAGCCAACAAAAACGUCCGAAUUCUGAAGAGCUCGACCCUGAAGCACAGAGCUCAUGGUCUUAAUGGCUUGGAAAGUGGCUUACCGACCGUGAGGGAAAAAAGCAGAGCUGUGAGCAAGAAGUGCCAUUUCCCUGAUGACUUGGAUACAAAUAAGAAAUUCAAAAAAGGCUCCUCUAGAGGGAAGAAGGGGGGAAACUCCCAGGCCGAGGCUGGUCUUUCCAGCAGGGUUACAGGGGGUCUCCACAGGCCUGUCACCAAGCUCCACGGACACGGACACGGAAGAGAAGCAGUCGUGGCCAAACCAAAACACAAGCGAACUGAUUAUCGGAGGUGGAAGUCAUCCGCUGAGAUUUCCUACGAAGAAGCCUUGAGAAGGGCAAGGAGAAAUCGCAGAGAACCUGUGGCAGUCUAUAACCAGGUUUCUCUUCCAUAUGUGAGCCCUUACGCUUAUGUAGCUAGUGACUCUGAGUAUUCUGCCGAGUGCGAGUCCUUGUUCCAUUCCACAGUGGUGGACACCAGUGAAGAUGAACAGAGCAACUAUACCACCAACUGCUUUGGGGACAGCGAGUCAAGCUUGAGUGAAGUGGAGUUUGUGGGGGAGAGCACCACCACUAGUGACUCUGAAGAAAGCGGGGGUUUGAUUUGGUCCCAGUUUGUCCAAACUCUCCCUCUCCAAGCAGUCACAGCUCCGGCUCUUCAUGACAGCCAUGCAAAGACUUUUGUAAAAAUUAAGGCCUCUCAUAAUCUCAAAAAGAAAAUACUUCGUUUUAGGUCUGGUUCUUUAAAACUGAUGACCACAGUUUGAAGCAACUUUUUGGUAUGGAAUGUGUAUGUUCUAGUUACAGAAACAAAGUGGUUCUUGUUUUCUUUUUCCCCUUUGGUGCAGCUUUUUUGGUGCUUUUAUCAACACUUAAAAAACAAACAACCUAAGGUAGAUGAUGUCAUCCUCAUACCAUGUGUGGAUGUGAGUGCCUUUAAGUGGAAAAUAAAGAAUGUCUUAGUAGGAAGAAAUGAAAAGACUACAGUGUUCAUGGUGGUAACAUUGAAUGUUUAGUAUAAGAUGGCUUUAUGUUUUUCAUGUGACUCUUUAACUUGACUUCAUCUAGGAGGGCUUUUUAUCCCAAGGCCAUGUGGAUGGAACUUUAUUAUUUUUGUCUUCCCCAUGGUUGUUUUUUUUUUUUGGGGGGGGGGAAGGACAGAGAGAGAGAAGAAAUGUCUAAACCUAUGAUGAAUUCUAGUGAGGAAGCUCUCUUCUCCCAAUGCAGUUGAGCAACAGUCUUUAACUUAUAGUUCUUGAUAGUAGUUGUCUGGGAGAUGGAAAGAUUUAGUGAUUUGCCUAGGAUCAUACAGAUGGGCUGUGUGAAAGACUUGACUUUUAACCAAUGUCUUCCAAAUUCAGUUCUCCAUAUCCUUACUUCUUCAGGGCAAUGGUCUUGAUGAGAAGUUUCCUGAGGGUUACUCUCGAGUGUGUAAAGGAGUAAAGAAUAAAUUAUUAUUUCAUAUCAUUUUUCUUGCCUAUGUCAUUUGUGACAUUUAUUUCUCAGGCAAUUUCCCCCUUUUCCCCCCGCCUUCUUGUCUGCCCUCUUUUCUUGACUCGGGUCCUUUAGACCAGAAAUAGAUGGAGGAGAAGAGGUAGAAACAUCAAGAUAGGGACAUACAUGAUGAAGAAAGGGAAAAUAUAGGGAUAAAGAAGAGGACCACUUGAAAACUGCAAGACUGAAGCAUUGGGGGGGAAACACGUUUCUAGAGCCAUAGAUUAGGAGUUAGUAUAUGGAUUCCUUCCCUUCUAAUUUCUAUAUCCAACAAUGGUGUCCUGGAAUGAUAUGCCCUUGGGGUUGGGUUUUCUACUAGGAUUCAGUGGUAUAGUUACCACUGAAAUAACCAGCUACUCCCUUGGGAGUGUGAAUCCAAAGCCAUAAUUGGGUCUUAUAUAUGCUUCCAGAAAGUUGCCUCAAUUCAAGAUGUCUAAUCAUCUUGACAGUCUAGGUCCUGAACAUAUUAGUGCAAUCCCUCACAGAGUAAGCCAUAGGUCUCUCUGGGAAGGGUUUAUUUACUAUUUAGUAAACAGUAUUGUGUAAAAUUGCUUUUUAUCAACAUGUAUGUCAUGUGCAAAAGUAGUAUUUGUUUUAAAUAUUCUUAUUGAUGUCAACUUUUCUGUAUAAUAUAAGCAGUAUGUUUUUAUAUCUCAUUGUGUAAAUUAAUACAACACAUUAUAUGUUGUAAUAAAGUUUGUUUUACUUCUA